Molecule: messenger RNA, 345 nt
Organism: Knipowitschia caucasica
Lineage: Eukaryota; Metazoa; Chordata; Actinopteri; Gobiiformes; Gobiidae
Source: the annotation of a GenBank genome assembly
AUGUGGACGUCACUCGCUGGUCUGACCAUGUGGACGUCCCUCGCUGUUCUGACCAUGUGGACGUCACUCGCUGCUCUGACCAUGUGGACGUCACUCGCUGAUCUGACCAUGUGGACGUCACUCGCUGCUCUGACCAUGUGGACGUCACUCGCUGAUCUGACCAUGUGGACGUCACUCUGCUCUGACCAUGUGGACGUCACUCGCUGGUCUGACCAUGUGGACGUCCCUCGCUACUCUGACCAUGUGGACGUCACUCGCUGCUCUGACCAUGUGGACGUCACUCGCUGCUCUGACCAUGUGGACGUCACUCGCUGGUCUGACCAUGUGGACGUCACUCUGCUCUGA